This is a messenger RNA of Theobroma umbraticum, 960 nucleotides long. RefSeq lists its product as uncharacterized. Lineage: Eukaryota; Viridiplantae; Streptophyta; Magnoliopsida; Malvales; Malvaceae. The record is from RefSeq and is a predicted model, not a curated record.
UCUCCGGUCCAAACCCCACUCCUUAUAUAAAAGCUCUUUUUCUUUAACGUUAACCAAAACCCUUUGAUUUUGUUUUUUGCUUUCAUCAAAAAGGAGAAAAAUAUGGCUAGGCUUGCCGUUACGUUCACGGUAAUUUUCCUCUUCACCUUCUCAUAUCACGCCCGCUUUCUCACGGCUGAACCGGAACAUGACGUCACCCUCGAACAAACCGAGUCCAAGUUACCGGAAUCCGACUCUAAAACCACAAACGCCGUCUUUCUCCCUAGCGAGAAACCCGGGCUCGAAUCCGCCGAAGUAGUUGAUUUCAAGCCCGAUGCCUUGGAAACCGUCUCAGACGUGGACUCGGUUCCGUUGACAGAGAUCAGUUUCCGUCCUGUAAACCGUCACUUCCCCAGACGUCCCAUGAUUCCGUUCCGUCACAAACACAACUGCCGUUUCCACAGACGGUUCAGGCCUUUGAACCGCGGGUUACAGCAGAAGCGCUAUAUUUCUUACGGCGACGAUAUGAUUUUGUCCGACGAGAGGACUCAAUUUGACCCGGAGUCACCGGCGUCGUGUUGUUCGCCAGAUCCAGCCGAGAUGGGCCAGGUUUUCCGAUGAGGCACCGAGUAUAAGGAGGAUCUAGAUUUUAUAAAGCCUCAUCAUCACGACCACGAACACGAUCAUGAUACCAUCACCACCACCACCAUCACCACCGCCACCAUCACCAUGGAGAGGAAGACGAGAAGGAUGAGAGGAGGAGCACGAGGGCGGCGUUCAUGAGGAGGUUUCGCAAGUUUUUUAUUCAUUUUUGAAGACAUCAUGCACAUCUAAUCUAUGUUUACUAGUUUGAGGUAGGGACUGUAAAUAAGAUCGCAUCCUUUGGGAUGAGGAAUAUGGUUUUAUGUCUUCGUAUUUCCUUGUAUAAUAGUACUACACAGCACUAAUUUUACGAGAUCAUUGAGUUUGCUUUCUUUUUCA